AUGAAGUCUUUCGGUCUCUUCGGCACUCUAGUUGUCUCUGCCUUGCUUCCCGCAACUCAAGCAACCUGGUGUCAAUUCUUCUACGACAGCAGCUGUUCAAACAGCGCCAAUGGCAAGACCAACUUCGAUUGUGCCAACCACAAUGUCUUCGCAAGCGGUGGAGGCUUCGCCAAGUGUCAUGGCACAAAAGCAAGCAAGCAAUCAUGCUUGAUCCAUCGAUGUUCUGACGGGUCAUGUUCAAGAAGUGACACAUUCAACGUCGCUUCGGACAAUUCCUGUGUCAGUAUGGAAGGAGCGGGGCCAUACUAUCAAAUAUAUUUCGCCUAA
Molecule: messenger RNA, 327 nt
Organism: Daldinia decipiens
Lineage: Eukaryota; Fungi; Ascomycota; Sordariomycetes; Xylariales; Hypoxylaceae
Exons: 1
Coding region: 1-327 (108 amino acids)
Source: RefSeq, a predicted model, not a curated record